Messenger RNA from Seminavis robusta, 1181 nucleotides. Lineage: Eukaryota; Bacillariophyta; Bacillariophyceae; Naviculales; Naviculaceae. The record is from the annotation of a GenBank genome assembly.
AGAAAGCCAUCAUCAGAUACGGUAGAUCUAUCCACCGGUACAGUACCAAUCUAGACUAUCAUCUAUUCAUUCAUCUCUCUGGGUCCAAGGCACACGACAAUAAUAAUGAUGUCGCUUCGAAGAAAACAGCAAUAUCUGUCCCUCUGGUGGACUCUGUCUGUGGUUUGCCUGCUAUUGGCCGCCAACAGUCAGGGUUUCUCCCCGUCUCUGCCAGCGUUGACGACGUCCUCCCACAGAACAGGCAGUGCCCUAUUGGCCAAAAAGAAGAAAAAGACCCCCAAAGCGUUAUCCUCUCCUGGCGGUGGCUUUGGUUCUGCCACAUCCGCUUCUACCGGUCCACAAGUCCGCGCCGUGACAGGUCAUACCGGCAGUGGCACCAAACCACUCCGACAAGCCGCCAAUACAUUUGAUGCCCUUCGCAAAGAAUUCGGGACGGAAGUCUGUCGCGAUGUCUACGUACGAGCUCCUCUCAAUGACGAACAAACCUUUUGGUUUGUGGGAAAAAUCGCCAUUAAUCCCAAUAAAGAAAGUGUGACACCCGACAUGGCUGUGUUGUCGCAAAAACGAUUGAUUUUGGAAUAUGCCAAACAUCAAUUGCGACCGCAAAAUUUGGGUGGAAAAUUUGAAACCGGUCAAGAAAUCUGGUUGGCACCGGGCGAUUCCGAAAUGGAAGUCGUACAAAAUAAAAUUGGACUGGAUAAAGUCUCCGGAUCGGCCGCCGAUCUGCCACACGAUUUUGUCGUCAAGGAAACGGUGGGAUUCAAUCCGGAAAUUUACGUGGGAGACGAAGUCCAAAAGGGUGGAUUGCGGGUCCAACGAGAUCCCAUUACGGGGGCACCCCUGAAACCCGUUUUUGAAGUCAAUGAGAGUGUGUAGUGACAUGUGAAAAUGUUGAAUGAUGAUGGUGUCGCAAACUAGACGAACCGAAAGAGAAGCGAGAGACCCAAAAAGUCGAAUCAAUCAAACAACCAACAUGAAAGCGGUAGGAAUGGUCGCCAUGAAUCAAUCUACGUUAUGUGAUAUUCUAGGCCCCGUUCAUCAACAACCUAUAUUGCAAAUGCACAGUUUUUAAAUAAUGCUCAGAAUCUGCUUUCAGUGUCGGGCAUGCUUUAGCUCAUCUUUUGCUUUGUGUGGUGUCAUGUCAUUGCGUACCGCUAUGUCUAUUCCUUCUUGACCACUAU